Messenger RNA from Limanda limanda (common dab), 977 nucleotides. RefSeq names its product SYF2 pre-mRNA-splicing factor (gene syf2). The transcript has 7 exons. Lineage: Eukaryota; Metazoa; Chordata; Actinopteri; Pleuronectiformes; Pleuronectidae. Bases 45 to 761 code for a protein of 238 amino acids. The record is from RefSeq and is a predicted model, not a curated record. Gene Ontology annotation, cellular component: Prp19 complex; catalytic step 2 spliceosome; post-mRNA release spliceosomal complex.
ACUUCCUGCCUCAGUUCCUAUCGUUUAGCUUCUGUAGCACAGCAAUGGCGUCCUGCAGUGGGGAAACUGCCACAGCAUCCGAAGAGGAACAGACCGAAACUCCUGCGACUCAGAAGAGAGAAGACAGGCUGCGGAAAUUUCGGGAAUUGCAUUUCAAACGAAACGAAGCACGGAAACUGAACCAUCAGGAGGUGGUGGAGGAGGACAAGAGACAGAAACUUCCUGCAAACUGGGAAGCUAAGAAAGCUCGACACGAGUGGGAGCUCGCUGUAGAUCUAAAGAAAAAGGAAUGUGCUGAGAAUGGGGAGGACUAUCACAGAGUGAAACUGCUGGAGAUCACUGCUGAUGAUGCAGAGCGCUGGGAGCGGAAGAAGAAGAAGAAGAACCCCGACACAGGAUUUGCAGGUUAUGCUGAGGCCCAGUUCCGCCAGUACCAGAGGCUCACCAAGCAGAUCAGACCAGACAUGAAAAGCUACGAGAAACAGCGAGAGGAGAGUGGUGCAGACUUUUACCCAACGUCCAACACCCUGAUCCACGGCACCCACGUCCCCUCAAAGGACGGAAUUGAGCGCAUGGUGGAAGAUGUUGAAAAACAGAUCGAGAAGCGGGCCAAGUACAGCCGGCGCAGGGCGUACAACGACGACGCAGACAUCGACUACAUCAACGAGAGGAACGCCAAGUUCAACAAGAAGGCGGAGCGUUUCUACGGCAAAUACACAGCGGAGAUCAAACAAAACCUGGAGAGAGGCACGGCUGUCUAGUCACCUGAGAAGAAGUUCGCUGGUUCCCUUUUUCUUUUUUCUUCUCUGUACUUGCUAAAGAGACGGUGUGUUGUCUCGAAACAUCUUUUUAAUUGGAAGAUAAUUCAGUCAGCUCUAUGAUAUGUAAUGUUUGGUGUUCCUUUGUACAGUAUUAGAGGUUUAAACAACACAUGCCUAUGUUCCCAUCCUUCUUUUUAAAUAAACCACUUGCAAUUA